AUGUCAACGCUUGAGGAUUACUUUUCCAUCAAGACAUUUCUCAUAGUGUUUAGGGAGUCCCUAGAGACGGCUAUUAUUAUAUCUGUUUUGUUAUCGUUUUUGCAUCAAACUUUCAAAUCAACUGAAGAAGGCGCAAAUGAGGUACCAGCUGAUACUUCAAAUCACUUGUAUGAAGCAAUAACCAACGAGCCAGUUAGUUCUUCAAAUGAAAUCAAAAAGGAUGAUGAGCUUUACAGGAAUUUGCAGAUGCAAAUUUGGAUAGGAGGACUGUUGGGACUUUUAGUUUGCAUGUUGGUAGGAUGUGUGAUACUUGGUAUAUUUUACAUUGUAGGAAAAGACUUGUGGACUAUUGCUGAACAUUAUUGGGAAGGGACUUUUUCCAUUUUGGCAAGUAUAAUUAUAUCUGUAAUGGGAAUAAAAAUCUUACGAGUCAGCAAAAUGCAAAAGAAAUGGAAGUUCAAAUUGGGACAAGCACUAAAACAGUCAAAGCAUUUUGGUGGUACUCAAGAUCAGCUGAAUCACGGGGAACUGACGACAUCCUGGAUGGAUAAAAUAAAAGCAUUGCUCGAGAAGUAUAAUAUGUUGAUUUUACCAUUCGUAACCACUCUAAGAGAAGGACUUGAGGCUAUUGUAUUUAUUGGUGGGAUUGGAAUUAAUGAAGAAACCUCAAUGUGGGCAAUUGCAAACUCUGCGAUUCUGGCAAUAAUAAUGGGCUUUCUUGUUGGUUUUGUUUUGUACCGCUCUGGAAAUACGUUAUCAUUGCAAUGGUUCUUGGUCAUAUCCACUUGCUUUUUGUAUUUGGUUGCUGCUGGACUAUUCUCCAAGGGAGUAUGGAAUUUCGAACUACAGCAGUUUAUCAACCAAUGUGGAGGAUUAGAUGUUAGUGAGACUGGGCACGGACCAGGUUCAUAUGAUAUUGCCAAAAGCGUGUGGCAUGUAAACUGCUGCAAUGGAGAGCUUCAAGAAGAUGGCGCACUUUGGAUGAUAUUGGCCGCCGUCUUUGGCUGGACCAAUUCUGCAACGUAUGGAAGUGUCAUUGGCUACAAUGUAUACUGGAUAAUUGUAAUCAUCACUUAUACCUCAUUAUUAUUUGAGGAGAAAAACGGAUAUUUACCAAUUGUGCCCAUAUCGUGGCAAUUGCAACGUAUCACUAAACGACUGAAUUUGUAUAAGCCUUUGGACAGAAGCGAAGUGGUUGAGGGAAAUGAUGAACUUCAACGCCAAAGUUUAGAGUCUGUCGAUUCGGGCACUCCAUUACAACGGUCGUUUUAA
This is a messenger RNA of Lodderomyces oxycetoniae, 1272 nucleotides long. It is a transcript of the gene FTH1, whose product is annotated as Fth1p. The record is from RefSeq and is a predicted model, not a curated record. NCBI's taxonomy places the organism in Eukaryota, Fungi, Ascomycota, Pichiomycetes, Serinales, Debaryomycetaceae. Bases 1 to 1272 code for a protein of 423 amino acids. The transcript has a single exon. Gene Ontology annotation, biological process: iron ion transmembrane transport. Gene Ontology annotation, cellular component: high-affinity iron permease complex; plasma membrane; fungal-type vacuole membrane. Gene Ontology annotation, molecular function: ferrous iron transmembrane transporter activity.